Messenger RNA from Rhododendron vialii, 1561 nucleotides. RefSeq names its product probable protein phosphatase 2C 60. The transcript is spliced from 12 exons. NCBI's taxonomy places the organism in Eukaryota, Viridiplantae, Streptophyta, Magnoliopsida, Ericales, Ericaceae. The record is from RefSeq and is a predicted model, not a curated record. Gene Ontology annotation, molecular function: protein serine/threonine phosphatase activity. Gene Ontology annotation, biological process: protein dephosphorylation. The coding region runs from base 199 to 1284 and encodes 361 amino acids.
GAGACUUUCAGGCCAAGCCCGAACUCGAUCAUUUGGAUCGAUAGGCUCGACUCAAGUUCGCGUUGGGUUGGUUUUAAACGAGGCGAGUUUGAACACUCGGCUCGAGUCAGUCCCAGAGAAAGCUAUAUACAUCGCGAGUUCUUCUCUCGCGAUUCUCGAUUGAAUUCGAAACGUGUAGUACGAACUUCAACAAUAGAAAUGGGAACAUACCUGCGCACCCCCAACACUGAAGAUAGGGAGAAUGAAACAAUUAAAUAUGGUUUGUCAACCAUGCAAGGGUGCCGCUCACACAUGGAGGAUGCCCAUGCAGCUCAUUUGGAUUUGGACACUUUCACAUCUUUCUUUGGUGUUUAUGAUGGCCAUGAAGGGAAGGAAGUUGCACUGUUUUGUGCCAAGUAUCUUCACCAAGAGUUUAUGAACCAGGAAGCCUAUUUGGCUGGUGAUUUAGGAACUUCUCUCUGGCAAGCAUUUUUAAGUUGCACCCAUAGAAUGUCAUUUGUCGGUUCUCACCCUCUGCAGCACCUGAAUUAUUCGCAUUCUGAAAUUUUGUGCUGUUUUGGGCGAUUUUCAGUUCAAUUUGCCUACUUGAGAGGAUGUGGCCAAAGUGGUAACAGAGAAUUAGCCAUAUUCAGAGGUAACAUUGAACAAGCUAGCAAUGUGAUGGAAGUUUCACCAGGAUCUCCAAAGUCGAAUGAACAUAAUGGCCAUGCUGAUGAUGGCUCAUCAGAGAAGGCAUAUAAUUUGACUAGAGACCACAAGCCUAACCUUGCGGCUGAGAAGGAUAGGAUUCUGAAGGCUGGUGGUUUCGUCCGGUAUGGACGUGUCAAUUGGACUCUAAACUUGUCAAGAUCUAUUGGAGACAUGGAAUUAAAGAGGAAUAAAUCCCUGCCUGCUGAUGAGCAAAUUGUGACUGCCAAUCCUGAUCUGAACACGGUUGAGCUUUGCAAUGACGAUGAAUUUCUUGUUAUAGCAUGUGAUGGUAUCUGGGAGGGCAUGUCAAGCCAACAACUAGUAGACUUUGUUCGAGACCAGUUGAAUACGGAUACUAAGCUUUCGGUGGUGUGCGAGAGGGUGUUUGAUAGGUGCAUUGAAUGCAAAGGUCGUGACAACAUGACCGUGAUCUUGGUUCAGUUCAAGAAACCGUUUGACUGCAGCGGUUCUACCAAGGAGCAGGCUCCUUUGCUCUCGUACGCUGAUCCAGUAUUCGAGCCAGAUUCUGACUCUGAUGAUGAUGAGGAGGAAUCGCCCGUUGUGUCCGAUCCGAACCAUGGGAUUGACCUGUGAAUGGAUUUCAAACCCCAUCGCGUUAGCCGGAAGUAUAGUAUAUAGUCUUGUUAGUAGACUGAGUCCCGUGAAAUCCCCAAUUCUCUUUUUCCUUUUUUGGUGGAUGCUAAUUUUCCAAUUUUAAGAGUGAAAAUGGCUUCUUCUUAACUUUUCUGUUACUUUUUUUUUUAAAACCUGAAGUCGUUUGUGAAUAUUUUUGUGUUUGGAGUUUGGGAGUUCUUAAAUACACGCACCAUAUAUUUGCGAGUCUCAUUUCUCAUACAAAAAAGGUGUUCGG